Messenger RNA from Aspergillus japonicus CBS 114.51, 786 nucleotides. RefSeq lists its product as uncharacterized. Lineage: Eukaryota; Fungi; Ascomycota; Eurotiomycetes; Eurotiales; Aspergillaceae. The record is from RefSeq and is a predicted model, not a curated record. The transcript has 2 exons. Bases 1 to 786 code for a protein of 261 amino acids.
AUGGCAAUCUGGAGCUCGAUUCUGCUGCUCACUCUGACCUCGGAGAUCUUCCGAGUAACUGACGACAUCGUCAGCAUCUACGACGGCCUCACCACAACAUGGACCUACAACUCAACGGACCCCAUCAAGGAACCAAUGGAGAUUGCUUUUUUCCAAAUCUCACACUUAGAAGAAGGGAUAGACUACACUGUAGACGGUAAGAACAUCACCGCAGGCAUCUAUACGCUGCAAAGAUCAUUCACGAUGGCCGACGGAUGGUACCUUCGUUAUACCUUCGGGGACGAAAUGUAUCUAUCGGGAAGAUUUCAGCUGACACUAGGUCAGCCAUCGAAUGCUAGUGCGAGUUCGACGAGUCCGACCGUCGGUGGGGUCACCAUCACGAAGAGUACACUCAACAUGAUCUCCACGAGUACAGGUGACGGCUCGACAAUGCAGACUACAGCUGCCUCUUCCAGUGCAGGAUCGGUUCCAUCCAACACGGCGGGUCCGACCACCGAUCCGGGUGUCAGUGACGGUCUAAGUACAGGGUCGAAAGCAGGGAUCGGGGUGGGCUGCGCUGCUGCUGUGAUUAUCGGCGUGGCAGGGUUGUACUUGCUCUAUAGGGCUAGGAAGAAGAGGGGGGAAAGUGCCGAUGAGACACCAGUCAGUACGUGGGUUGCUGAAACCUCGGAGCUGGAUGGGGGCAGCGGAGCACGGAGGCAGUAUGAAUUGGAAGGAAGUCAAGGGGUGGUGAAGGCGCAUGAGCUUCCAGCGCAGGCUGAAAUUUCACAUGAGCUGCCAGGAUGA